Aphis gossypii (cotton aphid) is the source of this 775-nucleotide messenger RNA. RefSeq lists its product as uncharacterized. Lineage: Eukaryota; Metazoa; Arthropoda; Insecta; Hemiptera; Aphididae. The record is from RefSeq and is a predicted model, not a curated record. The transcript has a single exon. The coding region runs from base 1 to 588 and encodes 195 amino acids.
AUGCACCCUCACAGGUACACUGCCACGUUUUUGAUCGUAGCCAUGGCCGCAUCGGCUUCACUGGCCGUCAGCAUACCGACCGAACACCGGCCACAGGAACCGGCCGCGGAGGCCAGCAACGUGGUGAUGCACAAGAAACAAGUGAAACCCGAAAAGAUCGUGUUCAUGACGGAGGUAUCGUCGUCGCACGAGGGCGAGGGCGAGGACGGAAGCGGAAGCGGCGGCAGCGGCUUACUGGAAUUGGGGAUGUCCGGUCUGCUGGAGGCGGUCAGCGCACCGAAGAAGAUCAUCGGCGCCGUCGCCGGUUUCGUGAUCGGCAAACUCAAGUCGCUGAACCUCAAGAAAGUCGUCAAGAUCGCGCUGCUGGCCGCCUUGGUGACCGUGUUCGGCGCCGUGGCCGCCGUGUCCGUGGCCGGUCUCGUGUCCAUCGUGUCGGUGGUGUGCUCGGUGCUGCCGUACCUGAAAUUCGUGUUUGGCGGCGCCCAUCCCUACCACAAGGACGAGUCCACUUCCGAGUCGCAGGUCGACCUGGUCACCGAGUUCAUGAUGAGCGCGCUCGAAAAGUACGACGGCAAGCGCAAAGCGUGAGUCGGAGUCGGCCGCCGCCGAAAACGUUCACGGUCGCUGUCGCACGGCAAAUACGGUUAACAUUUUAUAUUUAUUGUGCACCUAACACGCCGAUAUCGUUAGACUUUAGUGUGUGUUUCAUAUUAUUAUGAUACAUUAUAUUAUACACUUUUUAUACUCGUGUGUUAUAUAUAUAUAUAUUUAGAGU